UUCAUACGUCAAAACAAACUCUAAGAUUGAAUUUAGAUGAUAAACAAUAAAUAAAACAUUGUAUUGUUUACAUUAUUCAUAUUUUAAUUGUGCAAUGGAUUCCCAAUGGAAUGAUGAAAAUAAAUUUGAUGAUUUAUGUAAUAAUGAGGAAAGCGCACCUAUAAAUAUUUACAAUGGAUUUAACACAAAGACUCCGGAAUGUUAUGUAUUAGACGAGUUAGAAGAAAUUGGCAGUUCUACGGGUGACUUCCAGACCGGACCGGAUCUAGACUUCAUAAAUCAAAUGUUACAUUUGGUACAAGAUGCAAGCAGCCUCACAGAAAUUUCAGACACAGAUACUGUAAUAGAAAUUAGUAAAUUUAGGACUACCCAACAAAACAGUUCUCAAAGCAAUGUUGCCAGUAAUAAAGAUAUAGAUAAGUUAUUGAAGAAAAAAAAGAAAAAUGUUGCCAUUGAAUCUAUUUUAGAGGGCAUUUCUAAUGAAUGCAACUUGUUGAGUCUUCAAGAUAAUGUCAUUGGAUAUAAGAAUGAACAAGUGAAGUUAUUAAAACCGGAUGAUUUUGUUUUAAAAUCCGAAUCUAGUUUAGAAACGGAGGCAAGUGAAUUUUUACCUAAAAAAGGGUUGGUAACAGAAGCAAGUGCUUUUGUGUUCAAGAAGAAAUCUCCGGAAUUACCUAUACAAGAUGAUAUUUCAAAAUCGGAAGUAAAGAGUGAUGCCUAUCAGCCAUCUUGUAUGGCAGAGUUAUAUUAUAAGAAAUAUUUAGAAAGAAGUAAGUUUAAGGAAAGAAUGCAGCAGUCAACUGAAGAAUUUUAUGAAAAAAUUAUUAAAAAUGAUGAUAUAAAAGCUGUACAGUUGCCGUAUCAUCGACAUAAGGUGUCGCAAGAUUGUAUUGUUUGUAACAUUAUUUGUAGGAAGUUCUUUGAAUAAAUAAUAUAUUUAUUAGGUACUGUAUUGAGGCUGAAUCUCCAAAACUUUAUAUAUUGAUGGAAAGAUUGGUUUGUCUGUUAGUUGACUGAAAUAUCUCUGUUAAGUUAGAAUUUUGUACUCUAGUGCUUCUAUAAAGUGUAGGUAAAUUAUUUUUUUACUUUGCAUCAU
This is a messenger RNA of Papilio polytes (common Mormon), 1096 nucleotides long. RefSeq lists its product as uncharacterized. The transcript has 4 exons. The record is from RefSeq and is a predicted model, not a curated record. NCBI's taxonomy places the organism in Eukaryota, Metazoa, Arthropoda, Insecta, Lepidoptera, Papilionidae. Bases 95 to 928 code for a protein of 277 amino acids.